AUGAGCUCCUAUCUCCGCCCACACGGGGGUGCCGGAGGGACAUCGCUGUACGUGAGGUGGGCGCCGCCGCCGCCCGCCUUCCACAACGGCCUGCUGCAGGGCUACCGCCUCACCCUCACGCGCCUAGAUGACUCGACAGAGAAGGUGGAAGAGCUCAUCCGAAUGACGAGUGGGCGCGAGGAGAGCGUGGGCGGUCUGCGGGCGUGGUCAAAUUACACGGUGACGGUGGCGGCCGUGACAAGGGCGGGCGCGGGCGUGUCCUCGCCUGACCUUAUCUGCACCACGAGGGAGGAUGUUGCGGGCGUCCCGGGCGGACUGAGAGCUUUGCAGUCAGACGUGGGCGCAGCUAUACUCACGUGGCUGCCUCCACACCCACCCACGGGCGUGCUCUUGGGCUACACGCUUAACCACCGUCCACCCCACGCCCGCGCGCCCUCACAGCACCCUCUUCACGCCCACGCCAACUCUCACACUCUCACGCACCUCAGCCGCGGCACACACGAGUUCUGGCUGACGGCGAGGACGAGGGCGGGCGAGGGGAAGCCCACGCCCACGCUCAAGCUCACUAUUCUGGACCAAG
Messenger RNA from Penaeus monodon (black tiger shrimp), 580 nucleotides. Its product is annotated as Down syndrome cell adhesion molecule-like protein Dscam2. The record is from RefSeq and is a predicted model, not a curated record. Gene Ontology annotation, molecular function: protein binding. Lineage: Eukaryota; Metazoa; Arthropoda; Malacostraca; Decapoda; Penaeidae.